Messenger RNA from Brettanomyces nanus, 555 nucleotides. RefSeq lists its product as uncharacterized. The transcript has a single exon. The record is from RefSeq and is a predicted model, not a curated record. Bases 1 to 555 code for a protein of 184 amino acids. NCBI's taxonomy places the organism in Eukaryota, Fungi, Ascomycota, Pichiomycetes, Pichiales, Pichiaceae.
AUGAGUGGAGGACCGGUUCCUGUCUGGAAGAAAUAUACUACAGGAUCAAAGGGCAUCUGGGAAAAGAUUCGAAGAUUGCUUGUGGCAGUGCCAAAUAGAUCUUCAGGUAACCCCUAUGUUCCUUACUAUAGAGUUCCUUCUCCAGGUUCCAACCCAAACAUCUACAAAGAUGCAAGGACAGUUCCUGCGGGAGAUAUUGUUAACAAUGAUUACUUGAAGAGAGAUACUAGAAGAGCUUAUCCGCGUAUAUCCACAUUUACACAGGCCAGGAUUGGAGGCUUGUUAACGGUGGGAAGUGAGGCCCAUUCGAGGCUUCAAAAGGGUGAGGAAGGCGUGAAGCAAUUGGCGGUUGUCGAUAAAAACACCAUUCAGCUAGUAGAUAUUUUGAAUGCGGCUCCGAAAAUUAUUAUUAAUGGAGAAGUAUUGGGCAAAUCCGGAGAACCCGUCGUUGCUCCGAAUCUCAACAAGCAGUUUAAACUGCGAAUUCUGACUGAGGAAGAAAGUGGUAUGUAUAGUGAUGAAUACCCAGUCAGAAUGUUUACCAUCGCCAAAUAA